This is a messenger RNA of Prunus mume (Japanese apricot), 1410 nucleotides long. The record is from RefSeq and is a predicted model, not a curated record. Lineage: Eukaryota; Viridiplantae; Streptophyta; Magnoliopsida; Rosales; Rosaceae.
AUGAAAUUGGCAGAAAACUUGGCCAGUCUUGUAGAGGAGUCUUCUCAUAUGGAUGAGAGAAGACCCAAGAGCCGAAUGGAGCUCAAGAGGUCUCUUGAAUUGCGCAUAAAGAAGAGGGUGAAGGAACAAUACAUCAAUGGGAAGUUUCGAAACCUAAUGGCAAAAGUCAUUUCCAAUCCAGAAACUCUUCAGGAUGCUUAUGAUUGUAUUAGACUCAACUCAAAUAUUAACAUAGCAUUCAAUGAUGAUAAUACCUCUUUUGAUUCUAUUGCUAAAGAGCUGUGUUGUGGGAGUUUUGAUGUUAAUGCCAAUACCUUCUCUAUCUCAAAAAAGGGUGCAAGGGAAGAAGUUUUGGUACUUCCCAAUAUAAAUCUGAGGGUCAUUCAGGAAGCAAUCAGAAUUGUUUUGGAAGUUGUUUACAAACCCGAUUUCUCUAAGAUUUCACAUGGUUAUCGAAGUGGGAGGGGGCAUUCUACAGCUCUGAAGUACAUCAGCAAGGAGAUUUCUAAUCCUGAUUGGUGGUUUACAUUGCUCAUAAAUAAAAAGCUUGAUGCUUGUAUACUUGGUAAACUUAUAACCGUGAUGGAGGAUAAAGUAGAAGACCCUAGCCUCUAUGCUAUGAUCCAAAGCAUGUUUAAUGCCAAUGUGCUCAACGUGGAGUUUGGUGGUUUCCCAAAAGGUCAUGGCCUUCCACAGGAGGGCGUAUUGUCUCCUAUAUUAAUGAAUAUUUAUCUCAACCAAUUUGACCAUGAAUUUUACAGAUUGUCAAUGAAAUAUGAAGCUCUCAGUCCAAGCUUACAUUCUGAUCAAAAGUCCCAGUCUAAGCUGCGCAGCUGGUUUAGGAGACACCUGAAAGUGGCUGGUUCUAAGGAUGCUGCUCUUGAUUUCAAAUCUGAGGUUCUAAAUUACUUGCAGAAGUCUUUGCACUUGGAUGUGGAUGAUCGAGCAGAGUUAUUGUCAUGUCAAAUGCCGCAUGGGGUCCGCUUUUUGGGCACUUUAGUUAGAAGAAAUGUAAGAGAAAGUCCUGCUACAAGAGCAGUCCACAAGUUGAAGGAAAAAGUUGCUUUAUUUGGUUUACAAAAAGAAGAGGCCUGGAAUGCUGGGACGGUUAGUAUAGGAAAGAAAUGGUUGGGUCAUGGUCUGAAGAAGGUAAAGGAGUCGGAGAUUAAGCAUUUAGCUGACUGUAGGUCUGUUUUGAGCCAAAUUUCCCAUUUCCGUAAAUCUGGUAUGGAAACUGAUCAUUGGUACAAGCACUUGCUGAAGAUAUGGAUGGAAGAUGUCAAAGCCAAAGCAGCAGAGAGUGAGGAUGCUAUCCUGUCCAAGUAUGUUGCAGAGCCAGCUCUACCCGAAGAACUAAGAAACUCCUUUUAUGAAUUUCAGAGACAGGUGAAAACGUAUGUUUCUUCUGAG